Messenger RNA from Drosophila navojoa, 1195 nucleotides. RefSeq names its product C3 and PZP-like alpha-2-macroglobulin domain-containing protein 8. NCBI's taxonomy places the organism in Eukaryota, Metazoa, Arthropoda, Insecta, Diptera, Drosophilidae. The record is from RefSeq and is a predicted model, not a curated record.
UAAGCAGGUGUUUACCUCGCAUGUGGAAUCGUUCGCCAAGUCAGUUUGAAUCAGAAUCUCAAUCAGCGCACAACGUCGAAUCAAAUAAGAAGCAACCAUGCCAAUUGAAGUGAACACACCCGAUAAAUUGGAAUACCAAUUCUUUCCGGCCAGCGGUGGCCUCUUCACGUUCAAGGUGCGUUCGUCCAAGGAUGCCCAUCUGGUGCUCGCCUCUGAGCCCCAGGCUACCCCGCCCAUUUACGAGAUCUUCCUGGGCGGCUGGGAGAACAGCAAGUCCGUCAUACGCAAAGAUGGCCAAAAGCCGGAGGUGGCCGAGUUGCCCACACCCGGCAUCCUGGAUGCUGGCGAAUUCCGUGGCUUCUGGGUGCGUUGGUAUGACAACGUGAUCACCGUCGGACACGAGGGCGAGGCGGCGGCAUUCUUGUCCUACGAUGCCGGCUCCCUGUUCCCCGUCAACUAUGUGGGCAUUUGCACCGGCUGGGGUGCCAGCGGCACCUGGCUGAUAGACGAGGUCGCACCCUCAGCACCCGUCCUGGGCUUCACGGAACCCACUGGCAGCGGUCCUGGCUGCUGGGUGGCCGCCGCCAAUGGCGAGGUGCCCCCGAAUGCGCUGCAAGGCGGCUUCGAUAGCAGCGAGCAGCUGUAUAUUGCGCGCGCCCGCCACGAGGGCGAUCUCAUUCCCGGCAAGCUGCAUCCAUCCCACGGCGUCACCUACGUCGCCUGGGGCGGCGGCGAGCACGGCCACAACGAGUACGAGGUGCUCUGCGCCGCCGGCGGCAAUUGGCUGCCCGUCGAGGGCGGUAACAUUCCACCCAAUGCCUUCCCCGCCGGCGAGACGUCCGAGGGCGAGCCCCUCUUCAUCGGACGCGCCACUCACGACGGCACCGUCACCGUGGGCAAGGUGCAGCCAUCGCACGGCUGCUGCUACAUACCCUAUGGCGGCGAGGAGCUGGCCUACAAGGAGUUCGAAAUCUACGUCUCCAACUAGAACGGCUUCCGGAACAGAGGCCACCAUAUAUCGAAUAGUCGCACAUCCUGGUCGAUGCCUUGAGACGCACGCACUGAAUUCAGCUAACGCAACAAUCGCUAUUCCAACGGCCGGCAGCUGAAUAUACUUGGUUCUAUAUAUUUAUUUCUUGUCAAAUGUAUUUCUGUAUUGUUAAUGAAUCUCGAAAUCGAGUAGCGAUUGCUUUUA